AUGAAUGCUGUAAAUGUUGUGCAACUGUUCAUUCUGGUUUGGACCUUUACUGCUGUCUGUCAAGCUGAUGAUGGUUUCGUCAGUGCAAGCUGUGAUGAUGUGACUGGAUCUGUGGGGAAAGAAGUAACUCUCACCUGUAGCAUCUCUCAGCAGUACACUGAUUGCUGCAUUGUAAUGUAUAUGUUUCAAUACCCUGGGAUAAAUGACACCUUAAUCUGUGCACAAGAGCUUCCUUGCAACCUCUGUGAUCAGAGUAACAGCUUCUCAUGCCGCUACACUCCAACUACAGCAAGGAUGGAAAAAAUAGUAUUCUUUGUGCAAACAAUGUGUGGAAUGAAAAGAACAGAAUUCUCUGUUAACACAAAAGGGCUCAUUAAACCUGAAAUUGUCACUGAAGCUCCUGCUCCUGUCAAGAAAGAUUUCAUUGUAAGCUGUGAGAAUGUGACUGGUUCUGUGGGGAAAGAAGUAACUCUCACCCGCAGCGUCUCUCUGCAGUGCACUGAAUGCUGCAUUACAAAGUAUAAGUUUCAAUACCCUGAGAACAUUAAUGACUCCGUAAUCUGUCAAGUUUUUCCUGUGAACCCCUGUGAACAGAGAAACAGCUUCACAUGCCGCUACACUCCAGCUACAGCAAUGACAGAACAAUUCAGAUUCUUUGUGCAAACAAACUGUGGAAUGAAAAGAAGAGGAUUCGCUGUGGGCAUAACAGAAUCCAUGAAACGUGAAAUUGACACUGAAGCUCCCGGAAAGAAAGAAGAACCUGUCAGGGACAUAUCAGAAACAUCUGAACAGAAGAAAGAAGAAGGUCGUGGAUAUAAGAUCGCCGUCAUCGCUGCUGUUAUAAGCUGUUUUAUCAUCGUCAUAAUGCCAGUCAUUUACAAAUUGACACAAAAACACACCAAACGGAACAGGACGUUUCUGAGUGUCAGACAUGAAGACGACAACAGCAAUCAUCUAGAAAAUGUGAUAUAAUAGCAUCGACUCAGCAGUACCAGACUAAUUAACUAAUUUGUUUGACUUUUCAUACAGUGCUCAUGAAAGACACUCCAGCAAACUUCUCUACUAUCUGUUAAAAUUUAAACUAUACUGACCUGUAUAACUCUGACUGCAAAACUCUGUUUCUGUUUUAUAUUGAUUUCUGUGAAAUAAUGCUAUAUUAUAGAUCUGCUUGAUCAGUGUAUUUAGUGUUAAUUUUCUGCACAUGCAAUUUCGUAAUAGUGUGAACAGUAAGGUUUUGUACAGUGUGUUGUAUUGAUUUAACAAGUAAGGAACUCAAUAAAGACUU
This is a messenger RNA of Sinocyclocheilus rhinocerous, 1285 nucleotides long. RefSeq lists its product as uncharacterized. The transcript has 7 exons. NCBI's taxonomy places the organism in Eukaryota, Metazoa, Chordata, Actinopteri, Cypriniformes, Cyprinidae. The record is from RefSeq and is a predicted model, not a curated record. Bases 1 to 972 code for a protein of 323 amino acids.